Messenger RNA from Rhodamnia argentea, 952 nucleotides. Its product is annotated as protein DMP2-like. NCBI's taxonomy places the organism in Eukaryota, Viridiplantae, Streptophyta, Magnoliopsida, Myrtales, Myrtaceae. Bases 74 to 682 code for a protein of 202 amino acids. The record is from RefSeq and is a predicted model, not a curated record. Gene Ontology annotation, biological process: endomembrane system organization. The transcript has a single exon.
ACACUUAGAAUUUUUUUCACUCCCAAUUCCCUAUCAUUGAUUAUAGCAAACUCAUUGCACGUUUUUGCAAGAUAUGGCUCUCACAAGCUCUUCGAAAUCCAAGAGCAAUGGGUCCACGCUCCGGGGCAUAGGCGACGCGACGUUCGCGUCUCUUGGGAACCUCAUCAAGCUCCUCCCGACGGGGACGGUCUUCAUGUUCCAGUUCCUCAGCCCCGUCCUGACCAACAAUGGCCACUGCCACACCUUCAACAAGUACCUCAGCGGCCUCCUCGUCGGCGCAUGCGGCUUCUCGUGCGGGUUCUCUUGCUUCACCGACAGCUACUCCGGCUCGGACGGCCUGAUCCACUACGGCAUCGCCACGGCUAAAGGGCUGUGGCCCUCGUCGGCUUCUGAAUCGGUUGACCUGUCCAAGUACAAGCUCCGGGCGGGCGACUUUGUGCACGCGCUGCUCUCGACCAUGGUUUUCGCGGUGGUGACCCUGCUGGACCCGAACACCAUGGAGUGCUUCUACCCGUCGUUCGAGUCGAAGCAGAAGGUGUUGCUCAUGACUUUGCCUCCGGUGAUCGGCGCGGCUUCCAGCGCGGUUUUCAUGGCAUUCCCUAACAAGAGGCAUGGGAUUGGAUAUCCUCCUCCUCCUAGUGACGAGUCCAAUGAUCAAAGUGCUUCCCAGGAGGAGGAAUGAUUCAAAAGAUAAAAAUAAUGGCUUUCAUAUGUUAUUUGUAUGGCUGUAACUUUCAUAUGUUAUUUGUAUGACAUAAUUUAAUAUGUCUGUUGUGUGAAAAGUGGCAUGCCAAGGGUCUUGAAUUUGUCAUUGUUCUUCAAUUUAUGUUACACCAUAGUAGCUUGAUAAGCGAAUUUAUAACCUUGACGGGUGAAUCAUUAAGCAUCAGAUCUCAAGUUCGAAAUUAUCUCCUUCAUGCUAUUGUAAAAUUAGAUUAUAAGCAAAUUUUUC